Messenger RNA from Stegodyphus dumicola, 2048 nucleotides. Its product is annotated as structural maintenance of chromosomes protein 4-like. NCBI's taxonomy places the organism in Eukaryota, Metazoa, Arthropoda, Arachnida, Araneae, Eresidae. The record is from RefSeq and is a predicted model, not a curated record. Gene Ontology annotation, molecular function: protein binding; ATP binding; ATP hydrolysis activity. Gene Ontology annotation, biological process: mitotic chromosome condensation. Gene Ontology annotation, cellular component: condensin complex; chromosome.
GGUGACCUUGGAGCAAUUGAUGAAAAGUAUGAUGUAGCUAUAUCUACUGCUUGUGGUCAGUUGGAUAAUAUUGUGACUGACACUUUAACUACUGCUCAAGAGUGUGUACAGUUCUUGAAAAAAAAUAAAUUGGGAUACACAACUUUUAUUCCUUUGGAUAAAAUGAAAAUCUGGGAAUCCUACUCUCAAAAGAAAAUAUCAACCCCUGAAAAUGUACCUCGAUUGUUUGACUUGAUUCAUGUGAAAGAUAAAGCUCUGUUACCUGCUUUCUACUUUGCUCUUCGAGACACCCUAGUUGCAGAGGACCUUGAACAAGCUACUCGCAUUGGCCUACAGGGAAAAACCAGGUAUCGCGUCGUGACUUUAAAAGGGCAGCUCAUUGAUUUAGCAGGGACAAUGACUGGUGGUGGAAAUAGGGUUGUAAAAGGACGAAUGGGGCAGACAGUUGUAGAAAAUUCUUUUUCAUCUGAAGAUGUUGAGAAAAUGAAUGUUGCCCUGAAUAAUUUGUAUACAAAGUUAUCUGAUUUGAAGCAGCUUCAUAGAAAUUUGGAAGAUCAAAUAUCACAAAAAAGCAAACAACUUUCGUCUCUUCAACAUUCUAUUAAGAAAAAGAAGUUACAUUGUACUGCUCAUAACGAAAACAUUGAGAUGAUGAAAACUCAAAUAGCAGAGCUGAAGCAGAAAGUACAAGAAUCUGCAGUUGACAAGCAAAAAGUGAAGAUGCUUGAAGAGAAAAUAGAAGAAAAGAGAAAAAAAUAUGAUAUUGCUUCAGAAGAAGCAUCAGUUGUUGAAGAAAAGGUUUCUAAAUUACAAGCUGAAAUAUUAAAAAACAGUAAAGGGAAAUGUAACAAGGUUCAGAAAACUGUGGACCUCCUCUCAAAAAAAAUUUCUGAUGUUUCUCAAGCUAUUACAAAGUCUUCUGUUAAUAUGAAGACAUCAAAAAGAAAUAUAAAAAAAGUUGAAGAAAAAAUUUCGAACAUCGAAAAGGAAAUCGUUGUAAAAAAAGAGCAAGUAAAAGCCAUAGUAAAUGAACGGAAAAUGAUGACAUCUGUAGGAGUUGAAAUAGUUGCAAAGCAAACUGAAGCAACGGGAGGAAUUCUAGAAUGUAAAGAGAAGAGAGCAAAUUUGAAAACAAAGGCAGAACAAUUAACUGAAGAAGAGCAUCAAUUGAAAUCAACUGAAAUUGAGUAUAAAAAUAAAUUAAAAAAUUAUGAAGUCGCUGAAAGUGAAAAGCAAGCUAUAAUAAAGAAUAUCUCUGCAAAAUUACAAAAGCUGAAACUGAAUGAGAUUGAAGAAGAGCAAGCUGAAUUUCCUGAGCUUACACGGAAAGAUGCUGCCAAACUAUCUGUUAAAACUUUAACAUCUGAUAUAGAAUUAGUGAAACUUCAAAUGGAAAGUAUGACGCCUAAUUUAUCAGCCAUAAAUGAAUAUAAAGUUAAGGAAAAAGUUUUUAAUGAGAAACAGAAAGAAGUGGAUGAAAUAACGCAAGAAAAAAAUCUUCAAAAAAUGCGAUCUGAUGAACUGAGUAAAAGACGUUUAGCUGAAUUUAUGUCAGGAUUUACUGCUAUUGCAAAAAAGUUAAAAGAGAUUUACCAGAUGUUAACGUUUGGAGGAGGUGCAGAAUUGGAACUUAUAGAUCCUUUUGAACCUUUUGAAAAUGGCAUAUUAUUUAGUGUGAAGCCUCGAGGCAAAUCUUGGAAAAUCAUGAAGAAUUUGUCAGGCGGUGAGAAAACUUUGAGCUCUUUGUCUUUGGUUUUUGCCCUACAUUAUUAUAAGCCUACACCAUUUUAUGUUAUGGAUGAAAUUGAUGCUGCAUUGGAUAAGCGAAAUGUUAGAAUUGUCAGUUAUUUUCUCAAGGAAAGAACCAGAAAUACGCAGUUUAUUAUCGUUUCCCUCCGAGAUACCAUGAAUGAGGUUGCUGAUCAUCUUGUGGGCAUAUAUAAAAUUAAUAACUGUACAAAAAAUGUUUGCAUUUCAAAUGUGGAAAAAUGGAAAGAUGAAAAAGAGGAAAAAGAGGAAAAUUGAAUAUUAAAUUUAAAUUUUAUAUA